AUGGAAAAGUCCAUCUUCACAGGGCGUACCGGGCAUUGCUCGCAGGGCUGCCAAGUGCAGGCAGGGCAGCUCACAUUUCCAAUUGUCCAGGUCCAAGGUAGCUCCUCACCCUGUGCAAAGUGUUCCAGCGUCCUGGGGUCCGCCAAAAAAGAAGUGGGGACCAAGGGUCCAACCGGUACCGUUUGUCGUUUGCUUGCCGCUUCCCUGCCCGUCCCAUCGCUCCCUCCCUUCCCUGCCCGCUGGAAUUCAACACUUCAACAAUAA
Messenger RNA from Colletotrichum siamense, 264 nucleotides. RefSeq lists its product as uncharacterized. Bases 1 to 264 code for a protein of 87 amino acids. Lineage: Eukaryota; Fungi; Ascomycota; Sordariomycetes; Glomerellales; Glomerellaceae. The record is from RefSeq and is a predicted model, not a curated record. The transcript has a single exon.